Messenger RNA from Triticum dicoccoides, 1254 nucleotides. RefSeq lists its product as uncharacterized. The transcript has 3 exons. Lineage: Eukaryota; Viridiplantae; Streptophyta; Magnoliopsida; Poales; Poaceae. The coding region runs from base 173 to 1003 and encodes 276 amino acids. The record is from RefSeq and is a predicted model, not a curated record.
CAGCGUCUCGUGGAUCCUACGGCCCAUUCCCCCCGAUCCCCUCCCACUUUUUCGUGCUUUACUCCAGAGCGCAAGGCGCCUUCUCGCUUCCGCCCCUCUCCUUCUUCCUCGCCCUCCUCUCCGCCCGCCGCCUGCUCUGCUCGCCGUCCGAUCCGCCGCCUCCGCCGUCUCCAUGGGUCUCCUGUCGAACAGGAUCGGGAAGGAGAGCCUGAAGGCGGGGGAUCACAUCUACUCGUGGAGGGCCGCGUGGGUCUACGCGCAUCACGGAAUAUACGUGGGCGAUGAUAAGGUGAUCCAUUUUACCAGAGGAAGGGACCAAGAGGUCGGAACAGGAACGGUCAUUGAUUUUCUUCUUGUGAGUUCUGGCCCUACUAGGAGCACCACGCCAUGCUUGGUAUGCAGCAGCGAAGAAGCCACCACCGUGGCGGAGACAAAUGGUGUAACCUCCUCUUGCCUCAGCUGUUUCCUGGCAGGGGGUGCCCUCUACCGUUUCGAGUAUGACGUCAACCCAGCACUUUUCCUUGCCAAAGUGCGAGGAGGGACCUGCACACUUGCUGCCACUGAUCCUGACGAGGUGGUUGUCCGACGUGCCAAAUACUUGUUGACCAAUGGUUUCAGGUGCUACAGCCUGUUCAAGAACAACUGCGAAGACUUUGCUAUAUACUGCAAGACUGGUCUGCUUGUGGCUGAGCAAGGCAACGUCGGGCUCGGGCAGAGUGGGCAGGCUGUGUCCAUCAUCGGCGGCCCUCUUGCUGCUGUGGUUUCGACCCCUUUCCGCCUAGUAACCACGAACAUCUAUGGAGUGGCGGUGAUGGCUGUCGGGGUGUACUGUGUCAGCAGGUAUGCAGGUGACAUUGGCAACCGCCGAGACGUGCUGAAAGUGGAAGUGGAGGACCUGACUGCCGGGCUCGCAAGCGGCCGGAUUCGUCCGGCGAACAUCAGUCAGCUGGCCACUCCAGGGCAAGUCCAGGUUCCGGCCGUGACCACACUAGUUGCUGCUUAGAAUGCGGCACUGAUGUUGUAAAAUAUGGAGAUGUAUACAUCACCAUCACUACUGCUAUAUGUACCACCGAAAUCGUUGUUCAAACCUGCUAAAACUGUGCCAGGAGUGAAAUUCCCAUUCAGCAAGAGCUGUGUGUCAGAGUGUUGUAUCCGCUACGGUCGUGUAUGGUUUCUCAUUAGUAUUGUAUAAAGAAGGUUGAACAUUGGUGUGUAGUUUUCUCGAAUUUGUAUCAAGAUUUCCGCUCCUGUCUA